UACACGGGACAUGCCCGCAGUCUCGGCAACACUUUUAGUUCUCUUUCUCCCGCGCUGGGUGGGAUGGAGCUGUAAUUGCAGGGGCUAUUUUCGGCAGCCCGCUGAGCGGCCGGGCGGAGGAGGAGCGAGGCGCUGCUGAGUCGAUCCCGCUGCCCCCAUCCGGCUCUCCCGGUGGGACGGAGCCCGGCAGGGCAGCCCCGGGCCGGGAGGCACCGAGCGGAGCAGGGGAGAGCAGCGGAACGGGGGGACGACACGGCGGGGGCUGUCGCUGCUGCCCGGUAGAGAUACGGAGCUGAAACAACCUCAACUUGCCGCAGGAAGGAUGGCAACACCGGCGGAGCUUCGGAGCAGCCCAAAGAGCCGGGGAGCCGGGGUUUUGUGCGCCGCGAUCUAAUACGUGGGAGUAAAAUGGAAUUCCUCACCUGGGUUUUUCCUGCCUUGGUCCUACUGUGCACCCAGCAGCACAGAUGCAUCAGAGCCAUGACUGACAUCGGAGAUUACAUAGGCUCCAACAUCGAAAUAUCCUGGUUACCCAACCUGGAUGAUUUGAUGAAAGGCUACGCACGUAAUUUCAGGCCUGGGAUUGGAGGUCCUCCUGUUAAUGUUGCUCUUGCAAUUGAAGUAGCCAGCAUUGACCACAUCUCAGAAGUGAACAUGGAAUACACCAUGACAGUGUUUUUGCACCAGAGCUGGCGAGAUGACCGCCUGUCUUACAACCACACCAAUGAAACACUGGGGCUGGACAGCCGCUUUGUGGACAAGCUCUGGUUGCCAGAUACUUUCAUAGUAAAUGCCAAGUCUGCCUGGUUCCAUGACGUGACUGUGGAAAACAAACUUAUCAGGCUCCAGCCAGAUGGAGUCAUCUUAUACAGCAUAAGGAUUACCUCAACGGUGGCGUGUGACAUGGACCUCUCCAAGUACCCAAUGGAUGAGCAGGAAUGCAUGCUGGACUUGGAGAGCUAUGGUUACUCUUCAGAGGACAUUGUCUACCACUGGUCAGAAAACCAGGAUGAGAUCCAUGGGCUGGAUAAGCUGCAGCUUGCUCAAUUCACAAUUACUAAUUACCAGUUUACAACAGAACUGAUGAACUUCAAAUCUGCAGGUCAGUUUCCGAGGCUGAGUCUCCACUUCCACCUUCGACGAAAUCGAGGUGUUUACAUCAUCCAGUCCUACGUCCCUUCCAUCUUACUAGUGGCCAUGUCUUGGGUAUCCUUCUGGAUCAGUCAGUCAGCUGUGCCUGCCAGGGUGUCAUUAGGCAUAACUACUGUUCUUACAAUGACUACACUGAUGGUCAGUGCCCGAUCGUCGCUUCCACGAGCAUCCGCCAUCAAGGCACUCGAUGUUUACUUCUGGAUAUGCUAUGUGUUUGUCUUCGCUGCGCUGGUGGAAUAUGCUUUUGCACACUUCAAUGCUGACUACAUGAAAAAGCAGAAGAACAAGAUCAAGGCGAGAAGGCAGAGCAGCGAGGUAAACGUGAAGAAUGCCAUUGUUCUGUUUUCCCUCUCCAUAGCUGGUGUGAGCCAGGAACUGGCCAUUUCCAACAGGCAGCACCGAAUCCCCAGAAGCCUGCCUGGAUCAUACGGCACAAUAGAAAUAGAGACUGGAGAGACUAAACAGCAAGAGCUGAAACUGGAUAAAAAGAGUGGUCUGAAGUCCCUCUUUAAGCCCAUUGAUGCUGAUACCAUCGAUAUAUAUGCCAGAGCAGUGUUCCCAGCAGCUUUUGCAGCAGUCAAUGUUAUAUACUGGGUUGCCUACACAAUGUAAAAAAACCCAGAACUUGGUGAAGAGGUAAGAACUGAGCAGUACCUACACACUACAAAGUCCUUGCUGGAACUGUAUUGUGCCAUCUCAAAAUAUUUUCCAAUGACACCGAGGCAUUUCUAGUCAAGAAACUCCUGCAAUCAAUUCCUACUAAAGCAGCAAGAGAAACAGUUGGUUACCAGUCUGGUUUGAUAUGUUAAGAACUGUACUAUGUUCAGCAAUCCCAGCUCCUUUCGUUUCCUCUCUUACCAUGAGAAAACAUUUUAUAUGUACAUAACUGUAGAAGUUUAAAUCUUAAACUACCAUGGUUUUCCUCCACCUGAAGGGUCAGUAAGUAAUGAAGGUUCAGCCUCUCACACUCAGAGCAUUUCAUCUCUCAUAGUGGAACAGCUCAUUCUGAGCUUCCACACAAGAGUUUUCCUGUGGAAUGGCCUGACUUCAAUGCAAAUGGCAAAGCUGGAGAUUUUAAUCACAAAAACCCCCAUGAUAAAAGUAAAAAUAGAAGUGAGUGGGGGAUUAUUGAAUUUUCCUUUGUCUUAGAUAAAGUAUUGAAAACAUUUGAGUGCUCUUAGUCACAGCAUGAAGUAUGAUACACUACAGAGAGUUCUACUGAAUUGUUAAUAGUGACAGCGUUACGUUUCAGAUCUACGCUAAUGAAAGUUUAAACACUUAAACACAGUAACCUUUGUUACUUCACCGGGUCCCAAAGCAGACAGAAGUGGUUCAGAAACACAGGGAAAGCUCAGCCUCUCUGCGUUGGAUCACUGACAGUUUCAGUGGUGCUUGGUAAUGAAGCAGCUCAAACUCAAUUUUCAGGAAGGACUUUAGAAUUUCUUCUAUUAGUUUCAAGUCUGCCCUACGUGCAAACAAAAUCUUCUUGCAUCUGGCACUAAAAAGCUGAAUAAAGUUCAAAGAUGUCAUAAAUGGCUGUAAGUCAUUCAAUUUUAAUUUUUUUCACUGGCUGACAUAAUGUUAGGCUUCUUCACUUCCCUUAUUUGACAGUGGAAGCUGCUAUGGAAGAGAACAUGGGGAGCUGCAAGAUGAAACAAGACACAAGAUGUAAAUGAGGAAAGAGCUGUGCUGGGCUUGAAAUGGGCUGAUGAGUGACAGAUGGAACUGCAACGAGGAGGAAACAAGCAUUGGGUCACUUAUCCCUCCCACCUUACCUAUCUGUGACACGUGGAUGGAUUUCAUCUGACCAGAACCAAAAGAGCAUUUUAACAUAAAUUCAUAACUUAAACAGAUUUGUUCAAUGUCAUUGAAGCAAGAGAAUGCAAUGAAGAAAAAUUAAUGAAUCUGAAUUGAACUCUAAUAUAAAAUAUAGACCCAUCAUAAGUCAGGCUGAGGAUUAUUUCUGUUAUAAUGGAAACACUUUCUGCCAGCCUCGUGCUGGAAGGUGCAAACCAUCAUUAAGCUGUAUCUUUUCCAGAAGGAUCUUAUCAGCCUGGCCCUACACCUGGAUUUUGCACUGACCACUCACCACUGACGUGGGGGUGAACCUUCCUGGAGUCAUUUCAUUGCAUCAUCUGCACAAUGGGCAUUAUUACACUGAUCUCUUGACUAAGUCUUUGAGUUCCACAGAAGCAAAAACCUUCUGAGAGACACAGAAACUGUCAUCCUCCAAUUAGGUAUGUGCAUCCAGCAGUACCCGUGUGCUGCUAUUUACCACAGUUCCUGAGUCUUACAUACUGAAUUAAAGCAUUCAACUUCAUCUUACUCAGAAAACGAAUAAAAUUGUGCAUCUCCUUUUAUACGUGAAGGUAAUUGGUUCAUUCUGUACCCAGUUUCUCUAGCUAUUUUCACUGCCUUGCAGGGUAAGGCAAUGCUAAAAUGGAACCGGUUGUCUAAAUACAGCAGAGAAAAUAGUGGUAGCAAGUUCCUACAGCGUAUAGAGCAUGAAGUAAUCCAUGGUGUUGGGGUUAACGUUAUUAGACAACAGGAUAAAAGCACUGACGUGGUGCACAGUGGCUGCUUAUUCAGGGUAAUGAGUGAGAAAGUGGCUGCAUACAUUAUAAAGGCCAUUCAGAUUCAUGUACAGGAGGGACUUUGGUACAGGAGCGUGGUGUAACCAUUGGGGUUGGGAAUAAAACUGAAGCUUCUGGAUA
Messenger RNA from Coturnix japonica (Japanese quail), 3866 nucleotides. It is a transcript of the gene GABRD, whose product is annotated as gamma-aminobutyric acid type A receptor subunit delta. Gene Ontology annotation, cellular component: membrane. Gene Ontology annotation, molecular function: extracellular ligand-gated monoatomic ion channel activity; GABA-A receptor activity. NCBI's taxonomy places the organism in Eukaryota, Metazoa, Chordata, Aves, Galliformes, Phasianidae. The record is from RefSeq and is a predicted model, not a curated record. Gene Ontology annotation, biological process: monoatomic ion transmembrane transport.